AUGAUCAAUUUAUUACUUCUAUUUAUUACAUUCUCAUUAUCAAAACAAUGUAAUGAAUACAAUCAAGGAUAUGAAAUAGAUACAGUAGAUAGUGCAUUUGAAUGUAUUGAAUCAAUUGAAACAACAGAAAAAGAAAAUGAAGAUAUUAUUAAAGGAUUAAAAGAAUAUUUAGAAGUAUAUGUUUUAAAAGAUAUAUUAAAGAAUCCACCACAACCAUCAUUUUCAAAUAAUUAUUAUGAAAAAGUGGAUAUUGAUGCAGAAUUAAAUAAAAUAAAUACAAAAACAACAAGUAUGUAUGAAUUCUAUUCUCAAAUACAAAAUCUUAUUAUUUCAACAAGAGAUUCUCACUUACAAUUUUAUGUUGAUUAUGAACUUAAUAAACCAAAUUCAGAAUUAGUUUAUUUCUAUUAUUUCCUUCCAUUUACAUUAUAUAUUGAUAAUAAUAAGAAAAUGUAUUUAAUUCCUAGAAACGAACCCCUUGGUAUUCCUAUUGACGUUCCAGAAGAAAUAGUUAAUAAUGAAAAAGUAGCAGUUAAAACAAUAAAUGGAGAAGAUCCAUUUAAUAUUAUUCGUGAAUUUGGAAAGAAAUAUAUGGGAUUAAAAUGUCCACACGCACAAUUUACAUUAGCAAAAGAUUAUUUAGUUGAAGGAUAUUUAAAUAUUUUACCAUUACCAAAAGAAUAUUUAAACACACCAAUAAGUAUUACAUGGGAAAAUGGAGAAAGUCUAACAAUUAAUUAUAAGAUAAUUAAACUUAACAGAUCAAAUCAGAAAUUCCAACAAGUACUUGAAAGAAGUAAGAGAAGAGGAAUAAGAGAUAGACUAAGAAUAGAAGAUUUAGAAGAAACAAAUAAAACAAGAACAAAAGAAAAUGAAAAUAAUGAAUAUCAACCAAAUUGUUCACCUGAAAAUAAAAUAUGUUGUUUAACAACAAGUAACAAAAUAAACACAUUAAUUGUAAAUACUUUUGAUGUUACAGGUAAAAGUGUAACAAAUAAAAUAAAUGAAUUUAUAGAUAAAUUGAAUGAAUGUGUUGAUUUAUUUGAUUCUAAUAAUUAUCCAAUUCAACUCAUAUUCUCAAAGAAUAGUGGAGGUUCAGUACUUCUUUCUAGUGCAAUUGAAAAGAUAUUAUCACCAUAUGAUGAUGUAGAUUACAUUGGAUCAGUAAGAAUAUCAGAUUUCACAGAAGAUAUAAUUAAAAAGUCAUCAUAUAUUGAAUCAAUGUAUGAUCCAGAAACAUGUGAAAGAAGAGAGCAAGAAAAUAACCCAAAAACAUUUGGAGAAUGGUAUUCAAAUCCAAGUAUUAUUAAAUAUGGUGAUGUUGAACAUAAAGUUUCACAACCUUCAAAGAUAAUUUUUGAUAAACUUAUUCAAACACCUUCACUUGGUAUUCAUCAAUUAAAGAAAUUAAUGAAAAACAAAAGAAAACCAACAGAAAUAGUAGUUUAUACUGAUUCAUAUUGCUAUUCUGCCUGUUCGUGGGUAACAAAAGGAUUAAAAGAAUGGGGAGGAGCUAUUAUUGUUGGAUUUGAUGGUGAUCCAUAUGGUAAAGAUGAAGAAUUUGAAGUAGGAUUAUCACCAUCUAAUAAUAUUCCAGAUAUAAAUGAUAUAGAUAAAGAUAAUAUUUUAAAACAAUAUGGAUAUAAUCUUGGAUUAACUGUUAGAGAAACAUAUAGAUUUAAUUAUGAAUAUAAUGAAAGUAUUCCUAGAGAAUUUCUAACUGAUAUGAUAGAUGAAAGAGUGAAUAUUUAUCAAUUUGAUCAAACAGAAAAAGUGAUUAAAGAGUUUGAAGGAGAAACAAAAAAGAUAAUAGAGAAAUAUCAAACAAAAUGUAAUCCAAAUAAUAAAAGAUUAGUUAAAAGAGAUGAAAAAUGUGAUAAAGAAAUUAAUAUAGAACAUGGACAUGGGGGAUAUGAAUGUGGAGAUAAUGGAGAAUGGAGCACAAAAUGCGUGAUGGCAUAUUGUGAUGAUGGAUAUAAAUUUGAUUAUAAUAAUAACAAAUGCAUUGAAGAUGUAUGUGUUAAUCCACCAACAGAAUCAGAAUCAGAUAAUGGAACAACAAGCAUGACAGUAAACCUAGUCAUGACAAUAAUUGGAAUAAUCACAUUAAUUCUCUAA
Molecule: messenger RNA, 2118 nt
Organism: Entamoeba dispar SAW760
Lineage: Eukaryota; Evosea; Mastigamoebida; Endamoebidae
Exons: 1
Coding region: 1-2118 (705 amino acids)
Source: RefSeq, a predicted model, not a curated record